GUAUUUUACGCUCAUUUCAAUUUUUUGAUCUCUUCAUCUUUUUUAAAGUUGUUUACACAAUGUGAACAAACGUAACAGCGUAUUUGUUGAUGUUAUCUUUCUUCCAAAAACGAUGCCUACUUGUAAAGCUUAUGGCUGUAGAAAUAAUACUGGGAAAGGAGAGGUGAAGAAGUCUUUUUUUAUGAUUCCUCGACCGAACAGUAACGAAGAAAAGUUGCGUUGUUUGAGAUGGAUAAACAACAUGGGUCGUGCCGAUGUGAACAUCAAUACGUUGAAAUUUGGUAAAGACGCUGUGUUAUGCGAAGAUCAUUUUCACCCAGAUUGUUUAAAAAAAGAAAUAACAUUGCCGGAAUAUUUUACGAAAAGAAAAAAGAAAGAGUUAGUACCGGGGGCAGUGCCAACAAAAUUUUCGCACAAAACAUACGAUGAAAUAAACAUGGACGGCACAAAACAUUUACAGCAACGAAAAUUAUCUGUCAGACGAAGUGAAGAAUUAGCACGUUCUGAACUUAUCGGCCAUCUGCUAACGGAAAACGAAGUUUCUCAAAACGAAACUGUGAAUGUUCAAACAAAUCCAACUUUGGUUGAAGAAGAAACCAUCAUGAUCAUAAAUGUGAAGGAUAUUAUUGAACCAACCCACAAGAACGUUGGAGUUCAAUGUGAAAUAUCACUAAGCGACUUAAACAGAAGCUGUCAAACUGAUCGCUUAGAAUCAUGUGACUUUGAAGCGCAAGCUCCCGAGUAUUAUUCCAUUUCUGCUAAUUACGUUGCUGUGGUAAACGAUCACGCAUAUUCCAAAGAAAAAACUGUUUGCUCCACUCCUUCUAAAAGAAAGCACGUUUGUGAGGACGUCUCACUCUCUCCUAUAAACUCGUCAUUACAAUCUUUACCAACUGACGAUGAAAAAGACUCUGAUUACAUCGCUGAAAGUGCAGAAGAGUCAAUCAAUAUUAGUGAUGCUCAUGAAACCGAACGAAGCAGUUUGAAAGAAAAGAAAUUUGUUGUUUUCGAAAGCAUGCUAGAUGAAAUAUUUAACCUACUGCCCUGUCGUUCAUGUGAUGGAACCGCAACCAGUAUUGAAAAGCGUGAGCAGGGAACGUGUGUACUAUACAAAGGGUAUUGCAUCAAUGAGCAUGUGGUUUUUGACUGGAAAAGUCAACCCAUGCUUGGAAAAAUGUCAGCAUUUAAUUUGUUGCUAUCCUCUGCAAUAUUUUGUUCAGGAAACACAUAUGUAAGGGUGAAGAAAGUUGCGAAUUUUUCUGGUUUAAAUUUUGUCAAUCAACGAACAUACUAUGAUGUUCAGCGAUCACUGAUAAUCCCAACUGUAAACGACCAUUUCGUGAAAAAUAUUGCCAGUGCAAGAGAGGAUAGUCGGGGAGAGAAUGAAGCAUGUCUUGGCGAUGGCAGAUUUGACUCACCUGGUAAAUCUGCCAAGUAUUGCACAUAUAGUUUACAAUCGUCAGCGUCUAACAAAAUUGUUGCGACAACCACAAUCCAAACAACAACCGGUAAAGGUUCGGCGCCCUUGGAGUUACAAGGCUUCAAAAAUUGCCUUGAGCAGUGUAAUAUCUCGUAAAAAGGAACUCAUGAAAACGUGUCUUAUAUCAACAAAAUAUUUUCUGUACUGCCGAAGCAUCUAAAAAGUAUACAUCACAUUCAUCAAACGUGGCUUUAAGAGUCACGUGUUAAAAAUAUAUAAAUAAUGAACACACCCCACCAAAAACGAUGAUGUCAUCUUCGUUUAAAAAGUCAAUUUUAAUUUCGUCGUUAUCUUCCUUGUCAUUCUCGUAGUCGCGAUCAGACUGUUCAACAGGAUAAAGUUUGUUCAAAGUGCGUGUAAUUAUCAUUUUACGAUUGUUGUUAGUUGCGACUAAUACCUUUGCUGCACGUAUACGAGCGUCCUUGCUUUUCAACAAUUCCGUUACUCGACGUAUCUUCCAUUUUGCUCUAGUUUUAACAUCAUCGUGUAUAAGAACAACAUC
Molecule: messenger RNA, 1982 nt
Organism: Hydractinia symbiolongicarpus
Lineage: Eukaryota; Metazoa; Cnidaria; Hydrozoa; Anthoathecata; Hydractiniidae
Exons: 4
Coding region: 113-1576 (487 amino acids)
Source: RefSeq, a predicted model, not a curated record